Messenger RNA from Rangifer tarandus platyrhynchus (Svalbard reindeer), 287 nucleotides. NCBI's taxonomy places the organism in Eukaryota, Metazoa, Chordata, Mammalia, Artiodactyla, Cervidae. The record is from the annotation of a GenBank genome assembly.
AUGUGCCGGGCACGGUCGGCAGCUGUGGACUGUGGAGGAGGGGCGGGAGAGGCCAGCGCCAACGCCGUGUCCAGAUCUCAGACGAGGCCGGGCUUCGAGCCAGCCACCUCUUCUACUGCUCACAAAUUCAACAGAGCACUUCCCUCCUGGGCCUCCCGGUUCCCUCUCUUCCAAGGAGCCCCCUCUCGGAGCCUCCUUGGGCUCCUCCGGACUCCCUGCCUGCUCUACAUUCAUGGACAGUUUGGCCUGAUCGUCUGGCUUUCCCCUGGGCUGGUUUCCAGGGCUAG